Molecule: messenger RNA, 2206 nt
Organism: Diuraphis noxia (Russian wheat aphid)
Lineage: Eukaryota; Metazoa; Arthropoda; Insecta; Hemiptera; Aphididae
Product: amyloid protein-binding protein 2-like
Biological process (GO): proteasome-mediated ubiquitin-dependent protein catabolic process; intracellular protein transport
Cellular component (GO): Cul2-RING ubiquitin ligase complex
Molecular function (GO): ubiquitin-like ligase-substrate adaptor activity; protein binding
Source: RefSeq, a predicted model, not a curated record
AUGGCAAUACGAGCUUUAGAAAMAAUCGAGSAAAGAUAUGCAAGAUUGGGAACAACCAGAGAAUGUCAAGCUCGAUUCCGUUCAUCUGAAACAACUGAGCAACAAUAUUUUACGAAAUUUGAAACUAAUAUGAAAUAUGAAACAAAUAUUCGUGUACAUCUACAAAAUGAUGCAUCAGCCAACGGUUUCUCAAAACAAUUGUUGGGAAUGAGCCGAAUGAGGAAUGGAAAACUAGCCGAUGAAUCAACACAAUUCAUCGCAUUACCAACAAAUUUCUUUGAAAUUAAAAAAUCUUUAWAAUCAAAUUUUGAGAUGGGCUUGAAAUCUGAAUACCUGAAUUAUCCGAAUAUCCGGAUAUCCAAAUCCGAAUUUGAAUUAAACUCUUAUCCAGAUUUCCAAGAUUAUCCAGAUUUAUUGAUAUGCUUUUUAUAUGACUUGAGACUUACAAUUAUUUUUAAUACCAGAUUUGUUGAUAGUUUCAAUUUUUCUAAUUAUUUCAACUUAACUUUGUUUUCAAAAUUGGUGGAUGUCACCAAUUACCGAAGUCAGCUGUUCACUAUUUUCCAGAUUUGUAUACAAAUUAAUGGUUUUAAAUUUCCCCAACAAUUGGCUGAUGAAUGGUUAAAAAUAGAAAUACAAGAUGAUAAUGACAAUAUAAAGGCUCAUCAUAUUGAACAAGGUCUUAAAUUAGGAAUUUUUCUUGGUGAUGCCGGCUGGUUCAGUGAAUGUGCUCUAGUCUUAUCACAUACAUACAAAAUAAUUACUACAAAAUGGGUGUGUCUUGAUCGAAAUUUUGAACUGGUCAAAAUUAUUCAAUGUCUAACCAAGUGGUUAUUAGUAGUGUCAAACUACCAUAAUUUUGAUGAAGCUAAAAUAGUAUUACAACAUAUGCUACACACUAUWGCCAUCAUUGAAAAAAUAGAAGAAAGAAAAUUGUGUAUAGCAUAUGCCUAUGUGGCCGUUUCACAAUACUACUAUGUAUUAAUGGAAUUUAAUGAGGCUUGGUCUUGGGCAGUAAAAGCUGUCUAUGAACUCCGGGAUAAGAAUGCUGAUAUCUUGAAACUUUUGGUUAUAAGUCAUGCCAUAAGGGUUUGUUCUGUUUUGAACAAACUGAGCACAGCAAAAAAAUUAAUUAAUCAAUUGCACACUUAUGAAAAAGAAAUUGAUCAGAACAUUUAUGUUGAUAUAUUAUUGAAUGAAGCAUGCUACUCAUUAAAGGCUGAUUUAGCAAAAGAUAGCAUUAACAGUUACUAUAUUGCAUUAGAUUCUAGAAGAAAUUUAUUUGGUUAUUAUAAUUUACAUACUGCAAUUGUUUUUGUUGAUUAUGCAUAUGCUCGAUAUGUUUGCGAUUAUUCAACAACUGACUUUAAUGAAGCUAUGCGAAGUAUAUUACAAGGCAUAUUUAUCAUGGAAAAAAUUGGUUUACCAAGUGAUAAUAUGUUGUUAGUUAAUGCUGGACGAAUAAAGGCAUUGAUACUUGAAGAAAAAGCAUUGGACAUAAUGGACAGAGGUAUCGAUAUUUACAUUCAUGAUGGUAUACGAGAUUUACAAGCUGAUGGAAUUAAGCGAUUGUUAGAAAGAAUGAAGAGGAACAUGUUAAAUGAAGCUGAAGCCCUUCAUUUAAAAGCGUUAGAUGUUUCUUUGAAAGCAGUCGGAGUGAAAGCUUUGCUUACAGCAAAGUCAUACUGUAAUCUAGGAAGACUUUAUCAAAGCCAAGAAAAAUAUGAGCAAUCUGAAAAAAUGCAUUUAAAAGCUAUUGAUAUCAAAGAAUCAAUUUUAGGUAAAGAUAAUCCAGAAGUGGCUCUAUCUUUAGGUCACUUGGCUAGUUUGUACACUUAUCAGUUAAAAAAAUAUGAAGAUGCCGAAAAACUUUAUUUGCGUUCAAAAACGAUAUAUGAAACUACCUAUGGUCGCCAGUACACAGGAUUACUGUAUGAUUUCCAAGGAUUGGUAGAAGUUUAUCGAGAACUACAAAAUACUGAAAAGUUAAAUCUAUACAAUGAAAAUAUWUUAAGAUUUCAUGAAACACGUGAAGCUUGGUUACAUCAGGUGCACACUGCAGUUGAUGAAAACUGCACUAAAGACGAUUUAAGUUUGGAAAAGUUUAAAUGCAUACUGAAUGAAUGUGCUUGUGACAAGUAAUAAAUUUAUAUGUAAAAAUAGUUAGAAAAAAAAAUGUAUAUUAUGAUAUCUAUUGAUAUUUAAU